Chrysochloris asiatica (Cape golden mole) is the source of this 1242-nucleotide messenger RNA. RefSeq names its product one cut homeobox 3 (gene ONECUT3). Gene Ontology annotation, biological process: regulation of transcription by RNA polymerase II. Gene Ontology annotation, molecular function: RNA polymerase II cis-regulatory region sequence-specific DNA binding; DNA-binding transcription factor activity, RNA polymerase II-specific. The transcript is spliced from 3 exons. The record is from RefSeq and is a predicted model, not a curated record. Lineage: Eukaryota; Metazoa; Chordata; Mammalia; Afrosoricida; Chrysochloridae. Bases 1 to 1242 code for a protein of 413 amino acids. Gene Ontology annotation, cellular component: nucleus.
AUGGAGCUGAGCCUGGAGGGCCUGGGGGGCCUGCACGGCGUGGCCCACGCGCAGGCGGGCGAGCUGCUGAGUCCUGGCCACGCGCGCUCGGCGGCGGCACAGCACCGCGGCCUGGUGGCGCCGGGGCGCCCCGGUCUGGUGGCCGGCAUGGCCAGCUUGCUGGACGGUGGCGGCGGAGGGGGCGCCGGGGGCGCGGGCGGUGCGGGCGGCGGCGCUGAUUUCCGCGGGGAGCUGGCCAGUCCGUUGCACCCGGCCAUGGGCAUGGCCUGCGAGGCGCCCGGCUUGGGCGGCACCUACACGACGCUCACGCCCCUGCAGCACCUGCCACCGCUCGCGGCCGUGGCUGACAAGUUCCACCAGCACGCGGCGGCAGCGGCCGUAGCCGGGGCGCACGGCGGCCACCCGCACGCGCAUCCGCACCCCGCAGCCGCACCGCCCCCGCCGCCCCCGCCACAGCGCCUGGCGGCCAGCGUGAGCGGCAGCUUCACCCUCAUGCGCGACGAGCGUGCCGCGCUGGCCUCCGUGGGCCACCUUUACGGGCCCUACGGCAAGGAGCUGCAGGCCAUGGGGUCACCGCUAUCGCCAUUACCCAACGCGCUGCCGCCCUCACUGCACGGCGCUCCGCAGCCGCCGCCACCACCACCCCCGCCGCUGGCCGCCUACGGCGCGCCUGGCCACCUGGCCGGGGACAAGCUCUUGCCACCCGCCGCCUUCGAGCCGCACGCCGCGCUACUGGGGCGCCGCAUCACGGCGGAGCUGAAGCGCUACAGCAUCCCGCAGGCCAUCUUCGCGCAGCGCAUCCUGUGCAGAUCACAGGGCACGCUCUCCGACCUGCUACGCAACCCCAAGCCCUGGAGCAAGCUCAAGUCUGGCCGCGAGACCUUCCGCAGGAUGUGGAAGUGGCUGCAGGAGCCGGAGUUCCAGCGCAUGUCGGCGCUGCGCCUCGCAGCCUGCAAGCGCAAGGAGCAGGAGCAACAGAAGGAGCGCGCGCUGCAGCCCAAGAAGCAGCGCCUGGUGUUCACCGACCUGCAGCGGCGCACGCUCAUCGCCAUCUUCAAGGAGAACAAGCGGCCGUCCAAAGAGAUGCAGGUCACCAUAUCGCAACAGCUCGGUCUGGAGCUCAACACCGUCAGCAACUUCUUCAUGAACGCGCGGCGCCGCUGCAUGAACCGCUGGGCCGAGGAGCCCGGCGCCGCCCCUGGGGGACCGGCUGGAGCUGCCGCCACCUUCUCCAAGGCCUGA